This is a messenger RNA of Limulus polyphemus (Atlantic horseshoe crab), 1961 nucleotides long. RefSeq names its product eukaryotic translation initiation factor 5-like. Bases 271 to 1611 code for a protein of 446 amino acids. Gene Ontology annotation, biological process: formation of cytoplasmic translation initiation complex; translational initiation; formation of translation preinitiation complex. Gene Ontology annotation, cellular component: cytosol. The record is from RefSeq and is a predicted model, not a curated record. Gene Ontology annotation, molecular function: translation initiation factor activity; eukaryotic initiation factor eIF2 binding; GDP-dissociation inhibitor activity. The transcript has 10 exons. Lineage: Eukaryota; Metazoa; Arthropoda; Merostomata; Xiphosura; Limulidae.
AAGGGCUUUUUAAUAUUUAGUUUUCAUUACAGGUGUUUGUGUCAUCACCAAAAAUUGAAGCCUUUCAGGUCGUGACUAUUCGUACCUCUUUAUGUCUCUUUCAUCCCAUAUUCUGUAAAGCCAUCAGCUCUAAGGCUUUUGGAAAGUCUACACCAGCACGAAAAUUUUUGGAAAGAGUCCAUCUCCACCAAGGCUUGUGGGAAGAGUCUGAGUGAGCUUCUUGGUUAGAUUUUUUUUUGUGAGCAGCAUCCUAAACCCUCAGCAACCAAGAUGGGGAGUGUCAAUGUAAAUCGUAGUCUUUCAGACCAAUUUUAUCGUUAUAAGAUGCCAAAAAUUAUUGCCAAGGUUGAAGGCAAAGGCAAUGGCAUCAAAACAGUAAUUGUGAAUAUGGUGGAAAUUGCCAAGGCUCUCAAUAGACCCCCAACUUAUCCUACAAAAUAUUUUGGAUGUGAACUUGGGGCUCAAACUCAGUUUGAUGUGAAGAAUGAACGUUAUAUUGUUAAUGGAUCCCAUGAAGCAGGAAAACUGCAAGAUAUCCUUGAUGGCUUCAUCCGUCGCUUUAUUUUGUGCCCAUCAUGUGACAAUCCAGAAACUAUUCUGGGUGUUCUUCAGAAGAAAGGUGUCAUCACCCUUAAGUGUAUUGCUUGUGGCUACAGUGGUACUUUGGAUUCUGCACACAAGUUAACAACUUUCAUUUUGAAGAACCCACCAAGCCAGAGUAUGGGAACAAGUGGAUCAUCAGUUAAAUCUGGUAAGAAAAGCAAAAGAAAAUCAAAAGAAGAUAAAUCUGGAAAAAGCCAAGAAAAUGGAGAAGAUGGGGACAGCCCUCAACAUGAUUCAGAUCCAGAUGUAAUUGAAAACCAAAAAGAUGGUACUAUAGAUGAUGCUGAUUGGAGUGUUGAUACUGAUGCACAUGCUGUUGCUGAGCGUAUGGAGUCUCUUACGUCUGCAGCCAAGGGUCUCAUGCUAAAUGAUGACUUGGAAAGAACUCAACAAGAACGAGUAGAUAUAUUGUAUGAAUACGUGAGGAAACAUAAGGAAGAUGGAACCCUAGACAGUGUCAACAAAGAUAUUCUGGCUGAAGCAGAACGAUUAGACAUAAAGGAUAAGGCUCCCUUGGUGUUUUGUGAAUUGCUCUUUGAUGAAAAUAUUAUCCAGCAGAUCAAGAUGCAUCGUAUUUUAUUUCUUAGAUUCACCCAUGAAAACCACAAGGCCCAAAAGUACUUAUUAGGAGGCGUGGAGCAGGUGGUGAAGCUACAUAAGGACACACUAAUGAACAAAGUUCCUUAUAUAUUGAAAGCUCUCUAUGACAAUGAUAUACUAGAGGAAGAAGUUUUAAUAGACUGGGCCAAGAAGGUUUCCAAGAAGUAUGUGAGUAAGGAAAUUGGAAAUGAAAUCCAUGAGAAAGCUAAACCAUUCAUCAAGUGGUUGCAAGAGGCUGAAGAAGAAGAAUCAUCUUCUGAUGAGGAGAGGGGUGAAGAAGAGUCAGUAGAGGUUGUUUAUUCAGAUGGUCUCAUCAGCACGACGCUUCAAGAGGUAAAAGAAAAACCCAAACCACCUAAAGUCAUUGAAGAGCCUGACACUGAUGACAUAGAUAUUGAUGAUAUCUGAGAUUCGAGUUAUUCCACCUUAAAUGUAUUCCAUGCAGAAUUCUGAGUUAGCAGCACAAAUCUUAUUAACAGUUUGUAUUCCGUUCUUGUUACCUAGCUAAGAUAUUUUUUAUUCUAUUAUUAUCUGAAAUAAUAUGGUAUUGUUGGUGUUGAUCCAUUAAAGAUUAACUCUAAAUUUUUUCCUCCUUGGAGAUAUUUGAUGAAAUUGUAACAUUGUAUAAGUGUAUCUUAGUACUGUCUGUUGUUAGCCUGUUGAGUUAUCUGAAAUAUACAAGUUCUAAGACGUAUCCAGAAAAUUGAGUUUGAAAUGAUGUUUAUUUUAGAAGUACAUAAAUUUUAUCGGUAGCUCUA